Messenger RNA from Entamoeba dispar SAW760, 2019 nucleotides. RefSeq lists its product as uncharacterized. The transcript is spliced from 3 exons. The coding region runs from base 1 to 2019 and encodes 672 amino acids. Lineage: Eukaryota; Evosea; Mastigamoebida; Endamoebidae. Gene Ontology annotation, molecular function: lipase activity; protein binding. Gene Ontology annotation, cellular component: membrane. The record is from RefSeq and is a predicted model, not a curated record.
AUGAGAGAUAAAAUGAAAAAAGUGUUAUAUGAAAGUAUAAUUGAUAUAUUAGAAAAAUUUCUUCAAUCAGUAAAACAACAUCAAAAAUAUAUACAAAGUGCAUCAAUUUUUAUUCCACAAUGUAAUUCACAAUUAAUUAAAUUAAGUCAAUUUAUUAAAGAAAUAUACAAACGAUAUUAUGAAAUAGAAGCUGACUUAUUAGAAUAUGAAUGUACAUAUAAUACUUUUCAUUCUCAACAAUUUCAAAAUAAAACAACAUCAUUAGAAUGUAUUGUAACAAAUCAUUGUAAUGAAGAAAUUAUAACAAAAAGAUAUCAAUUUGAUUUACCUGAUGUUCCAAUGGAAUUUCAAACUUCUAUAGGUUGUUCAUCAAAGAAAGAUUGUUUGUUAGUAACUCCAAAUGAUUUAAUUAAACAUCAAAUAAAAAAACAAACAAAUGAAUAUUUUGAACCACAACUUAAUUUUGUUAAAAUAAUUUCAACUUCAAGAUAUAUUGUCGGUGAUCAAGCAAAUCAUACUGUUAAAAUAAUUGAAUUUGAUAGUUCUCAAAAUCCAGAAAUAAUAAGAAGUUGUGGUAAUUUAACUGAUAAUCAUAUUGCAUGUGAUAUUGCAAUUUGUCAUGAUAAGUAUUAUAGUGCAGAUAAAGGAAGUAAUACUAUUUCUUAUUAUGAUUCAAGUCUUAAAAGAAUAUUAGAUUUUGGUGGUUUUGGUAGUGAAAGUGGUAAAUUUAAUGAGCCAACGAGUAUUGAAAUUAAAAAGAAUAGAUUAUUUGUUUGUGAUAGUUUAAAUCAUAGAAUUCAACAAUUUGAUCUUCAAGGAAGAUAUGAAAAAUCAAUUACAGAAAAUACUUUAUAUCCUUCUUGUGUUAGAAUGAAUUAUAAAGAUCAAUUACUUAUUGUAGAUGAAUGGAAAAGUAGAGUUGUUAUUAUUGAUGCUAAAACUGGAAAAGAAGUUGACGUAUUAGGAAAUAAAAGAGAAGAAGAUAAAUUCCUUCGUCCUACUCAUUUGGCUUGUUUUAAUGAUGAAGUUUAUGUUAGUGAUACUGGUAAUGGUCGAAUAGUUCAAUUUAAAAAUAACCAAUAUUACGGUCAACUAAAACUAAAAGAUAUAGGAAUAGAUGGCAAUCCUUUAGGGAUUGAUGCUUUUGAAGGAGAAAUAGCAUUUACUGUUGUUGGAAAUAACCAAGUCUUCUUCAUAAAAAUAAAAACAACUCAUCAAAUUGGAAAAUAUUCAGUCUUCUCUAGAUUAUACUCUGUCUCUUCAGCAAAAGGUAAUAUUUUAUUUAUUCAUGGUUACACAGAACAUUCAGGAAUUAAUUUAAUGACUGGAAAAUAUUUUAAUGAACAAGGAUUUAAUGUUUAUUUCAUUGACUUACCAGGCCAUGGAAGGUCAAGUGGUGACCGUGGGUAUAUACCACUUUUUGAAGAUUAUGAAAUGGUUGUAAAAGAAUUUUCAAAAUUAAUACAAAAGAGUGAUGUAUUUGUUUCCGAACAACUUCCGCUUUAUCUUAUUGGAUUUUCUAUUGGAGGAUUAAUUGUUAGUAGAAUUGCAUCUGACAAAAAAGCAUCACAAUUAUACAAAGCUAUUAUUUCUAUUAACCCACCAUAUUGGAUCAAUGUUUGGUAUGUUUAUAUUUUUUAUUACUUUGCCUUACUCUUUGCUUUCUUCUUUCCUUCUUUUACAGUUCAUUAUAUUAACGAAUCUCUCUUUAAUAAUAAAGAGGUUGCCUCAAAAUUUUUUAAAGACCCUUAUUUAUUAAAAUCAAAUAACCUUCAUGUAUGUCUUGAAAUGGUUCGUGCUGGUCUUGAAGAUGUUAAUAAAUCUGAACAUAUUCCAUUCCUUCUAAUUCAAUCAUCCUGUGACUCAAUAGUAAAUCCUAAAGGAGCUUUGAUAAAAUCCUACCACUUCCACAACUCUAAGAGUUUGUUUGUUUUAGUGCCAAAACAAAAUCAUAUGCUCUUUGAAGAAGACUUUUCUUCAGUUCACUCAACAAUGAAUAAAUGGAUUCUUUCACUUUAA